This is a messenger RNA of Triplophysa rosa, 4347 nucleotides long. RefSeq names its product leucine rich repeat containing 18b (gene lrrc18b). Lineage: Eukaryota; Metazoa; Chordata; Actinopteri; Cypriniformes; Nemacheilidae. The record is from RefSeq and is a predicted model, not a curated record. Bases 3455 to 4219 code for a protein of 254 amino acids. The transcript is spliced from 2 exons. Gene Ontology annotation, molecular function: protein binding.
GCGUGGGCGGCUCAGGAUGCAUAGAAAAAACACAGCUAACCUGGCUGAAUAGACGACUGUCACGUCUAGCAGAGGCUGAUCAGACGAUAUGUCCUGCUGAAGACACACAGUGAGCAGCGAAAAUCCAACCGAACUGUGUUAAAGCAGAGAUCGCGAGAAGCGAAUGACAACUGAGGAACAGCAGCGCAAGCAGACCUUAUAUUCGCUCAGGUAAGGGGGUGGGGCCUUACCUGGCAUUGGCUGCGCGCUUCUGUCUGUCUAGCCAGACUUGGUGCAAUUAGAUGCUUCUGCAGAGGUCAGGUAUGGAUGCCCUUCCCAUAGGUGGAUCUCGAAACGAGAUGAUGAAAGAGAACUCAAGACGAGAAAAUAGUGCUGUCUGCAUAAAUGCAGUUUUAAAGUUUGAAAUUAUUCAAAAUCUAAAUUCAUCACAAUUUCAAAAUGAUCAACAUAAAAAUACAAAUCACCUCAAUAAAAAUGAUCGCUCACCAACCUAAAGCACAGUCCAGCGGAGAAGCUCGAGUUUCUCUGCAGAUACCCGCAUAAUAUUUAACAAGAUAAACACUUGAACAAGCAUUUACCUAUUUUUUUCCUUAAUAAAAACGUUGUAAAUAACAUAAACAUUAUGAACAUAUACCGACCUAAUUGUUUAUGUAUGGUCUUUUUAAUGUAAUGUGAGUCUGCUUUAUUGGCAGGUUUUUUGUUCGGUCUGCAAGAGCUUGUUCAAAUAAUCAUUUUUGAGCUCACAUUUUUUGUAAGUCAUAUAGCCUAACUGAAAAAUGCCUUGCUGUAUCCUGUGCAUUUUGUAGUUGCAAAAAUACAGACACAUUUUUACUUUGUUACAACUCUGCUGCGUUCCGUUUUAAUUUGCACUAAAGACGCAUAAACAAUUUGCUUUCAGUUAUUUUCAUAGUAUCUUAUAUGUAGCAUAAGCUGGCUGAACGUAGGCUAAUCCUUCUCUCAUUAAAGGAGAAAAGAAGCCUACCUUUCUUUCUUAUUGUUGGUCGUUGUUCUGCAUUUACAUAUAAAUAAAUAAAAAGUAUUUAAUUAAACAUUUAAUAAACAACAAUUGUAUCUACAUAAUAAUAACCCAUCAACAGAGCUUAUUUAGAUGUAUUUGGCACUAAUAAUAGAAGUUGGCAAUAAAACCAAACCACACCUAAUGAGUCACCUAAAAACACUGCAAGGGAAAUUCCUUUACAGAAACAGCUAUCCACGAUUAAAACAACUAACAUUACAUUACAGAAGCCUAAGUUCACAUGUCUUUAUGUGUAUAUGCACACAGACACAUUAUGCCUGCAUUUUCCAAAAUCUGUGUAUGCAAAGGCUGUUAUAAUUCACAGGGUAAAAAUAAGUCUAUUUGGGAUUCACCGCUGAAAGUCUUGUCAUAAUUUAUGUAGGAUAAUAGAGUACAUCAUAUGCCUGCUACGUAUCUAGAAAAACAAAUCACUUACUGUAUGAUAGGUCAUAGGUAAGCAAAGCUUUAUAAGACCAUGUGAAUUAGCCACCUCAUAAAAUUGUUACAAAUUGCCAUUGGAUUGUGUUGGUCUGAACCAAUUCUCAGGAAUGCAGUUUGCCUGGUCCAUAGUUGUGCUUGCUCCUUUUCUUCAAGUUCACCUGCAAGUUCACCACAAGCCACAAUAGUUUAACCACAAGAGCUCUGCACAAAUUUUUUUAUCCCAGUAUAUAUUUAAUGAAAAUAUGCAUCUUAUAACUAGUAAGUAGUUAGCUAUAGUUCUACUACUAAUUAAGUAGGCCUAUAUAGUAACUAAUUUACUAUCAAGAAUUACUAAGGGUAACUACACUAAAGCUACUUAAUGGGUCUUUUUUAAAUAACUAAAAAUUUAAAGGGGUCAUAUUGUACGGCUAAAACGAAUAUUAUUGUUUGUUUUAGAUGUAACACAAUGUGUAUACACCAUUUAAAGUUAAAAAAAACAUUGUAUUUCCACAUUCCGUGCAUGUUUGUAUCUCCUCUUUGCCCCACCUCUCUGAAACGCGCUGAUUUUUUACAAAGCUCAUCGCUCUGAAAAGCGAGGUGUGCUAUGAUUGGCCAGUUCACCAGUGCGUAGUGAUUGUUCAAAUACUGCAAGCAUUUCACGGAAAUGUAACGCCUCUUACCAUAUUCGGAACAUCAGGUUCAAAAGCAAUUGUACUGACAGACGAUACAAUGAGAUUUACAAUUACGCCCACCUUAACUACGUGUAGAUUUGGGCGGUCUUAGUCAAAUCGUGUUACGAAGUUACGUAGAUUCGCCGGGGUGUGGUUACACGAGGCGUUUCAGGCAAGUCUGGUUGAGCAUUCGCUUUUAGAUAGAAUGCAUCUUUUGUUCCCACACUUUCAUUUGUGCAAUUGUACGUGUGUAAUACGUGCAUGGGCAACUUAUAACACACCAAAAACACAGAAAAACACGUACUUCUGCCAUAUGACCUAUUUAAACAAACAUUUUGGGAUUGACAAAAACAAAGUCAUGCAAUAUAAAUAUCAUGAAUAUUAUUUGACUUUCUAAACUGACUAAAUACAGACACAGUAGUCGAAGUAUACAGUAUAUAGGCUAGUUGUGAGGAAGCAAUCAAUAUUUUUUGUAAUAUAUUUAGUUAAACUUAAGCUAAAAAACAAAUCAAAUAUGGCAGCAUGGUAAUAACCUCAAUUCUCACUGGUUCUUGUAUGACAUUUGUAUUUGUAAUGACAUUUAAAGUUAUCGAUGUGUGGCCAUAAUUGAUUUUAACUUUAAUAUGUGGUGUUUUUUUUCCAAUUUUCAAAAUGAUAAUCGCUAUAUCAAUACAUAACAAAAGAUAGUGGUAGUUUUAGUUUGUGGUGGUUUGACGUAUGGUGGUUUGACUAGGCCUGUAUGACUUUCUUCCGCAUAGGCAAAAGAAGAUAUUUUUAAUAAUGUUGGUAACCGAACAAUGGCGGUACCCAUUCACUUCUAUUGUGUGGACACAAAACUAAAGCACUGUUGUUCGGUUCCAAUAUUCUUUAAAAUAUUUUGUUUUGUGUAGAAGAAAGAAAGUCAUACAGGUUUGAAAUGACAAGAGGGUGAGUAAAUGAUAACAAUUUUCAUUUGUGGUGAACAAUCUUUUUAAUAUAUCCAUAUAGUCAUACAUCAAAUAAAAACAAGCCACUGUAAACUGAGCUCCUCGCUCAACAAAGCAAUAAAACAACCAGGCAGAACUGUGCCUUUCUGUUGCCUGGAGACAGGAAAACAAAGCUAUCCUCACGUCUGUUAUAACAAUCUCAUAAAAGCAGCAACAAACCGUACUCUCUACUCAGAGGAAAUUAAGUAAGUCAGGUUUACUCUGCUGGUUUAUACUUACAGGGUUUCUAAUAGAAGCCUGUGAAUUAUUUAGCUACACGGAAGGACUCCUAACAUGAGAACACAGUCUAUGACACUUUUAAAUGUGACUGUCUUUGGCUUUAAACUGGACUGAGAGAUAGAGACCCAAUCACAGCAGACGCAAUGGUUAAGGGGAAGAAGAAAUCAAAUGAACCGUCAGGUAAAAAAAUCACACUCAAAAUGGCCAAAAAUGCAUUGAAGGUAACCAUAGAUGGAAAACGUCGUCUCGACCUCAGCAACAUGGAGAUUGCCACCUUUCCAAAGUGUAUCCUGAAACUUUGCGACGUGGAUGAACUGGAUCUUAGUCGCAACCAGCUCAAGAAGAUCCCAGACACCAUUGACCAGUUUGUGAAACUUCGCUGGCUGGACCUGCACAGCAAUCACAUUGAGCAGAUACCUGCAUCUAUGGGCCGUUUGCAUAAUCUCUACAGUCUCAAUUUGUGCAACAAUCAUCUGACCACACCUGGCCUACCCCACGAGCUGGGGCUUCUGAGGAACCUACGCAUCCUCAACCUAGGAAUGAACCGCAUAGAGACCCUAGCUCCCUCCAUGGCUGCGCUCAAAGAACUUCGAGAACUGGGGCUCUUCAACAACUUCCUAACACAUUUGCCAAAGUUCCUCCAGAACCUCCCAAAGUUGCAAAAGGUGAACAUCAAAUCCAACCCCAUUCCCACAGAUGACUUAGAAGUGGACCACAUCCAGAGAGUCGAAUGUCUUUAUCUAGUGAGAGAAGAGUGUCUGUGUGCUGACUGCUUAAAAAUGUGUAAGAAGGAAAGAGAGAGGUUAGAGAGUCGAAUAAGUGCAGCUUCUAAGCAAAAGAAGUCCAUCUUUGCAGGUCUCCUUACGCCAAAUUCUGUGGCACAAGACAACCAGGCAGUGUGGAGGUGAAUGACAGACAUCAAAGUGCUUUUGCAUUGAACAUUGCAAUACUAUUAGCACCAGAAUUGAUUGUCAUAUUGAAAUCACAAUAAACAGACAAAAUAUCUGAAUAAAGGUUUAAUUUAUUUGAGUGCAAA